Molecule: messenger RNA, 1129 nt
Organism: Olea europaea var. sylvestris
Lineage: Eukaryota; Viridiplantae; Streptophyta; Magnoliopsida; Lamiales; Oleaceae
Product: E3 ubiquitin-protein ligase RMA3-like
Exons: 2
Coding region: 228-980 (250 amino acids)
Biological process (GO): ubiquitin-dependent protein catabolic process
Cellular component (GO): endoplasmic reticulum
Molecular function (GO): ubiquitin protein ligase activity; ubiquitin-like protein conjugating enzyme binding; metal ion binding
Source: RefSeq, a predicted model, not a curated record
GUGAAUCACGCGCUUUGCUUGCUUUUAUAUAUAUUCUAAUCGAAAACCCAGAUUCCAAUUCCAAUAUACAUUUUCGAUUCAUCGAUUCAUUCGUAUCUUGUUUUUCCUCAAUUUCGCCUUGUUAUUUCAUUCUUUUCCUGCUCCUAUUUCUUUCUCUUUCUAAAAUAACUCAACAAAAUUCUGUGUCUGAUUCUCUCUCUGGAUUGUGUUUUUUUUCAGCUAGUGAUAUGGCAUUUCAACACAACUUUGGUGCCCCUACUAUGCAUUUUUCAUCUGAGGGAGAUGUUUCGCAGAAACAAAAAUUCAAUUCAGUGUCACCAACAGGAACAGCUUCAGAAAAUGUAAACGGAUGCUUUGAUUGCAACAUUUGUUUAGACUCAGCACGUGAUCCAGUGGUUACCCUUUGUGGUCAUCUCUAUUGCUGGCCUUGCAUUUACAAAUGGCUUCAGGUUCAGAGCUCGUCCUUGGAUUCAGACGGUAAACCAAAAUGUCCAAUUUGUAAGGCUUACAUCACAACCUCUUCAUUGGUUCCUCUCUAUGGUCGUGGCACAUCAUCAGCCGAAUCUGACAGCAAGAAACACCAAUUGGAUCUCAUCAUACCCCACAGGCCAGCGGCGCAUGGUAUGAACACACUACUCGCUCCUAAUCAGCAACUUCAUCCCAAUCCUUUUCAGCCACAGCAGCCGUCUUUUCAUCACACUUUUGAUAAUUAUGCUUCAAUGACACCAUCUAGCAUCGGGGGAAGCACAACUACUAGUUUCUUCAAUCCAACAAUACAUAUGUUUGGUGAAAUGGUUUUCGCUAGAAUAUUUGGGAGCUCAGAGACGAGUUUAUUCUCUUAUCCUUAUCCAAAUUCCUACCCCAUUACGGGAAAUGGUGGCCCUCGGUUGAGAAGGCAAGAAAUGCAGGUGGAUAAGUCUCUUAACAGGGUAUCCAUCUUUCUCCUCUGCUGCUUUAUUUUGUGCCUUAUCCUAUUUUAGGUUUUCUAUUCAUCCUUGUAUAGCUGUACAUAUGGGAGCGGAUACCAUGUAACUUUUUUAAGAGAUGUUGCGAAAAAUAAUAAUAAUAAUUCUUUCGUAGUAUGUUUAAGAAAAGUUUUUCUGAGUAAUUAUGUUGAUGAUGUUGGACA